CAAACCCGGAGGCAGCAUCUCCUUCUCCUCCUCCUCCUUCUCCUCCUCCUCCUCCUCCUCUUCCUCCUCCUCCUCAACUCUCCAUCACCGGACCGCCGGCACCGUGGGGCUGACAGAGCCGGCGGUGACACCUGCAUCAUGCCCGCUGAGCAGCUCGUGCCGGGCCGGGUGUCGGUUCUUCCACCAAAGGGGGGAUUUACGCGGAGCAGCGGAGUUCUGAUGGAUCCGUGGCGCAGAGAGCUGUAACUGUGAGGCGACGCAGGAAAACUUACUAUUUGGAGCAGAUAGUUAUUGUGUUUUUUAUUUUUUAUUAUUAUUUUAUUAUCAUUAUUAUUAUUAUUCUGAGGAGCGCGCUGCGGUGGAGUGGACCAUCACGGACAUCUGCUGUGCGCACCGUGACGCGGAACUCCUCAGUCUGGAUUAGUGCGUUCGGGUCUGAGUGUGGGUUCUUCUCCAGGAGAUGCCACCCGUCUCCUGCCUUGUUUCUCCGCAGGUCGUGAUGGAUGGUGCGUCGUGAGGAGGCUCCGGGCUGCAGUGAUCUGAGUUUGGACUUGUUGGUUUUUGUGCGGGUCGUGGUCGUGCUUGUCCCUCAUGCAGCUCCUCCGGCUGGUCUGGGUCCUGACUGCCGCGGCGGUCUGCUUCCUGCUGCUGCUGCUCUUCCACAACCACAUCCUCAAAGAAGGUCAGCUGGCGGCGGGGAUGUGUGAGGUCGUCACUCUGGACCGGGACAGCAGCCAACCGAGGAGAACCAUCGCCCGGCAGACGGCCCGCUGCGCCUGCAGGAAGGGCCAGAUCGCCGGGACAACACGAGCCCGACCGGCCUGCGUGGAUGUUCGUAUCGUCAGGAGUCGACAGUGGUGUGAGAUGAGCCCGUGUUUGGAUCAUGAAGGUUGCGAUCUCCUGGCCAAUCAGUCGGGGUGGACCUGCACCCAGCCUGGAGGCCGAGUCAAGACCACCACGGUCUCCUGACAGCGGCAGCGAGGAAGAUGAUCCAUGAAGGAGGAAAGUUUCCCAUCAUUCAUAGUCCAUUAAUGCAAAAGCAGCGCAUCCAAUGCCGCCGCUGCCGACAGAUCAUUACCGCCGUCAGAGCCGUGGGGGUAGAAACCAGCGCUCCCUGUGGUGAACUGAUGAAACUGCAAGAAAACAAGCAGCCUGAAGUCAAGAAAUGACUAUUUAACAGGAGAGUUUCAAAACAGCGUCAGACAGUGAUGAAACAGAUUUCCUUUAGUUUGUUGAUUUCACAGACCAAAGAUGAACAGAGCCAACCAUGAGACGAAUGUGGGGGAGAGCAGACCCCCCCCCCCCCCCCUUCUCCCCCAGUCACCACCGAAACCAUGUAAAGACAUGAACACAUAAUGAGAACAUAAAAACUACACAGAGUAAUAUGAGUAAUAUGAGUAUUGAUAAAACAUGUGUCUGUGUGAGGAGCGAUGAAGCUCUUUAUUUCUGUCGGGACCAGCCAGCUGUUCAUGUGCAGAAAGAGAAGAUGAAAAGUCACAUCAGACAUUUUUAUGAACAGAAAAUAUGAACUCUGUGCACUUUUAGCAAACACCUGCGGACAAACUCUGAAGAAUAGAGAUGGUAAUACAUAACAUGGCAACCCGGCUGAUGUAUUUUUUAUAUAUAAUGAUGUAAAUUAAUUGUUUAUAUACAGUAGUUAAACAUAAACACAUUAAAUGAACCUCAGACAAUAAAAUGUAUCAUAAAACACAAAGCGUUUUUAAAUAUUCAGUCUCAUGUUUCCUGUAGAAAGUGUUAAAUUCAUUUUGCGCUCAGA
Molecule: messenger RNA, 1777 nt
Organism: Sphaeramia orbicularis (orbiculate cardinalfish)
Lineage: Eukaryota; Metazoa; Chordata; Actinopteri; Kurtiformes; Apogonidae
Product: chemokine-like protein TAFA-5
Exons: 4
Coding region: 592-969 (125 amino acids)
Biological process (GO): G protein-coupled receptor signaling pathway
Molecular function (GO): G protein-coupled receptor binding; receptor ligand activity
Source: RefSeq, a predicted model, not a curated record